This is a messenger RNA of Closterium sp. Yama58-4, 1017 nucleotides long. NCBI's taxonomy places the organism in Eukaryota, Viridiplantae, Streptophyta, Zygnematophyceae, Desmidiales, Closteriaceae. The record is from the annotation of a GenBank genome assembly.
AUGCUAGCUAUAGGGGGUACAACACUUUUAAGUUUCCUUCUUGUACUCCCCUUCCUUGCCAAUCUCGACACUCGCCGCCUUGUGCUGCAGUUCCUCUUUCCUGAGCUCGCCGACUUCACCACUGUAGCCGACCUCAUCACGCACCUGUGCUCUCUUGACACCCGGUAUUGUGCUGCUCUAAAUGCCGACUUUCUGGCCGAUAACAAUCCCCCCAUGUAUCUCACCCUCUACCUUCUCACGACUCGCCUCCCUGACACGCUUUGUGCUGUGCCUCCCGUGGCACUCCCCUCCCCUCCGUCUUUGAAGGGUGCUCCCCCUCCCUGCUCGUGUCCUCUGUUGCCUCUGCUGCUGCCGUCGACUUCCUUGGUGCUGAGGUUGGUGCUGUGUCUGCUCCUACUGGGAGGCGCAAGAGUGGUAACGCCAACUAGGGGGGGCAAGGGUGGGGGUGGAGGGGGAGGUGGGGGUGGCGAUGGUAGUGGUGGGGGAGGCCGUAGUGGAGGUGGUGGGGGAGGAGGAGGCGGUGGUGGCAGUGGAGGUGGAGGGGGUGGUGGGAGCUGUGGGGGUGGUGGAGGGGGCGGGGGUGGCACUCGGGUUGGAACUGGAGGCUCGACUACGCGCAUUGCUACGUCUAGUGGUGCAGCCGGUGGUGGAGGCGUCUCUGGGGGUGGACAGCUACAGCGCUCGCCGCAGCAGCUUCGUGAGUGGGCAGUCAGGCGUGGCAGCUCGGGUGGCCCAGCUCGCUGUGGGUACAUCCGUCGCACAGGCCAGCCUGGCGCGGCUUGCACCCGCACUGAUCACACGGAGCCUCGCUGCUUCUUUCGCCUCGACGACCUAUAUCGUGCUAAGCAUGGUGAGCAGAUGAAGACUCCAGACUGGUUAGCUUUGUUGAAGAAGGACAUUGAUGUCUUUGCCUGUGAUUGGGAUGUUAUCCAUGCUGGCAUGCAUGCGAUGUAUGCUGCUUCUGCUAGUGUUGAGGGGGACUAUUACUCGUGUGUGCCCAGAGUUGCUAGGGUAUAG